GCACAGGAGAGAGAGAGAGAGGGAGAGAGGGGGAGGCUGGCUCGGGUUUCAGAGACGCGCACUGACUGACGGACUGACCUGCGGCACAUAGUGGGAGCGCUCCUUGGUGAAGCAGCGACUGGGACAGACGGAGCAGGACGCACAGGAAUAAGCGCAACGUCCCCGAGAAACCAGGAUCAUCACUGACUGACUGAUGACACUGCACAGAAUGACUUCUAUUUUAACUUGACUCUAAGUUACUCAUCCGAGUGCAGCAAGGUAGUCUACUCUGGGGACAGUUUGAAGAAGACGCACAGAGAGGGAGAGAGAGAGAGAGAGAGAGAGAGCCUCUCAUUAGCUCCAAAGUUGCAGGUCCUCUUCUGCAGCUCUUCACCAGAUGAGUAUAGGAGAUUCUGUUUGGAUAAAACCAAAGUUAAAAGUCUAAAAUGGAACAGGAUCAGAAGUGGGGAGUCUGUGGACAAACGUCUGAGCAGUGGAGGAGUGGCAGCGAUCAGCAGGAGAAGAAAGCUUCACAUCAGCCUCUCUGGAGGUACUGGAGAGAUUUGUCCGGCGUUACGAUUUGCAUCGCCGUGUCCGUCCUGUGCCUUGGAGUUUGCGUUGUGGUUUUUGUGCGCGCCUCGGAGCUGCAGUCCAGGGUGUGGAGUCUGGAGCAGCGGGACGCGCAGUUCUCCGCGUGGAGGGUGUCUCUGGAGCAGGUGGAGCCCAUUACCCUGGGUAGACUGGACCAGAUCCUGGAGGAGAAGCUUGCAGCACGGCUACCAAAGACACGGGAGGUGAGAGAAGCUCAACACAGCUGCCUUUGUCCCCCAGGACCUCCAGGUCCUCCUGGACGAGCAGGCUUUCCGGGUGACAAAGGAAGUAUGGGAAUACCAGGGAGAAUGGCCUUAAAAGGACGCUCAGGGGAGAAGGGAGCACCAGGCGAGCCAGGUCUAUCUAUCAUUGGACCAAGAGGACCUCCUGGACAACCCGGAACACGAGGCUUUCCAGGCUUUCCGGGUCCAAUUGGUUUGGAUGGCAAAUCUGGUCAGAACGGAGGGAAGGGAGACAUGGGUCAGCGUGGUCCUAAAGGACAGCCAGGGGAACUUGGACCCAAAGGAGAAAAGGGCGUAUGUGGAGACUACACACACCGGGACCUCUUUGUGCAGGAUCUUCCAUUGAAAACCCUGGCUGCCUUGCGCUCCAGUCAGUCUCUGAUGUUAAAGAUGUUGCCCAUCACCAUGCGAAACAUGCCCCCAAUAAGCCCUCUAAUCUUAAAACGCCUCAAGCAGGGCGAGCCUGGAGCGCAGGGACCCCCAGGACUUCCAGGACCCCCUGGACCCCCAGGCUUGAUUGGAACUGGUGGCACACCGGGUAAACCCGGUGAGCCAGGCAAACCAGGAAAAGACCCGAGGCUCUUACCAGGACUGAAGGGUGAGCCAGGUGUUCCAGGGCAUAAGGGUGAUCGAGGCAAUGUAGGCCCAUCAGGUCCUGAAGGCCAUAAGGGAAUUAAAGGUGACCAGGGAAUUGAGGGAGAUGAAGGAAAGAGAGGUUACCCAGGAGAGAGGGGCGAGAAGGGAGAACGAGGUUUCCCAGGCGCUCCUGGGUUAAAGGGUCAGGCUGGCAUCUCUGGUACCCCUGGCAUCCCUGGCAAGAGGGGCUACAGGGGUGAUAAGGGACAGCCAAGCAUUGCAGCCACAGGUAUUAAAGGAGAACCAGGUUCAUCGGGACUGCCAGGCCUAACGGGACCCAAGGGUGAAAAGGGUGAUACAGGAGUCGAGGGGCAUGCAGGUGAUGAAGGCCCAGCUGGACCAAGAGGUCCUCCAGGCCCAACUGGAGAGCCAGGAAAGGCUGAAAUUCAAAAUAACGAAAAUGAUAUUCGCAACAUACCUUUGAUGGGUCCCCCUGGAUUACCUGGACCUCCAGGGUCCCCUGGCAUCACAGGUCUCAAGGGUGAAGUCGGUCUACCAGGUCCACCUGGACUGGACGGCGAUAAGGGACCCAGAGGGAAGCCAGGAGAGCCUGGUCCUUCAGGCCCAGCUGGUCCUCUAGGUCCCAGAGGCGAGGAUGGUGUCAUGGGCUUCCCGGGUCCCAAGGGAGACAUGGGUCCAUCUGGAUCACCUGGUUUAGAUGGCCCUACUGGUGAAAAGGGGGCUACAGGGGCCCCUGGCUCUAUUGGAUUACCUGGCGCAAUGGGUCAUAAAGGCGAACCUGGAGAAGUAGCGAGGUCGGAAAUGAUAUAUGGUCCUCCAGGGCCCUCAGGACCUCCAGGACCAGUUGGCCCAGCAGGAUCCCAAGGAUUUUCCGGGCCUAAGGGAGAGCCAGGCAUCGGCAUCAGAGGAGAAAAGGGAGCAUCAGGUCACAAGGGCGACAAGGGAGACAGAGGCCAUCUUGGACUACCUGGGGCUCAUGGGUUAGACGGCAGACCGGGUCCAGUGGGUCUAAUAGGACCAGCAGGUGUGUCAGGGCCAGCAGGACCAAAAGGAGAGAGAGGUGAAAAGGGAGACGGAGGAUUACCAGGACCAACUGGGCCUCAAGGCAUCCCUGGUUUAGUAGGACCACAAGCACUCAAAGGGAACCGGGGAGAGAGGGGCAAGAAAGGCAACAGGGGGGCCAAAGGGGAUAAGGGAGACCAAGGAGCACCUGGAUUAGAUGCCCCCUGUCCGUUGGGGGACGAUGGCUUACCUGUACCAGGAUGCUGGAAUAAAGGUCAACAUCCUUUCCAACUGGCUAAGAAGUAGGGCUACCCAAGACUGUCCCCGAGAAGACACAGAGAGGAAACUUGAAGACAUUCUGAGAUAUCUUUGAGUUUUUACCCUAAUCUGGAGUUGGCAUUUUCAACGUUUUUCCAGGAGGCUGGACCCAGGGCCAGUAAUGUUGGAAGCUUCAGUGGCAGCAAUGAGCAUUUUAACUUCAAUAAGACUGAAAAGUACAAGCCAGUUAGUCAUUGAAGGCUCUCAGGACAGGACAACCAUCACAAGCCAUGGAGAGAUGCUGUACCUACUGAUGUGUUGCUGAUGACUACAUACACAUAGAUCUAUAAAACUCUAGUGAAAGUCAUGGACACUUUAGCACAUGCCGUUUGUUGUGUUUCCAAUUGUGACAUCAAUACUGCAACUGUGAUUAAGAAUUCAGAGCAGCUCACAGAGCAGAUAGAUGCCAUGUGUUUUCAUGAAAAGCCAAAAAAACACGGAAAAAAAAACUAAGGGAGACCCUCUUGAUGAUUCCUUCAUGACACUGCCUUUUUUUUUAAUUCCCUUUACCUGCAGCUAUUACAUUUUAUUUGAAUGAUUGUGCAGUAUAGGAAAUACCAGCUUUGACAUCAUGUCUGGUCAUAUAUGAGAUAUAGUUAUAUAUAUUUUACUCUACAAUUGAGGUGUGAAAGGACACCACAAUUCAAUGCUGUAAUUGUAAGUAUUGUACAAUAUAAGACAAAGGAUUGUAUGUAUAAAAGUAUUCAGUCUUUGUAAAUAGAUUGCAUUGAUGAAACAUGGAUUUCACAUACAGAGGGAAUACAAUGGUCAGUAUUCAUGUGUUGAUUAUAUCGUAGUUAUAACUUUCUGCAGUUAUGGUUUUUGAAAAAAACAUGUUUUGGCCUCGUGUAAACCAACACUUUAUAAGUCCACAAUUUCUACAUUUGCAUGCUGCAUAUCCAGGCUCUAUAACAUGCCAUGAGAUAUACUGCAUGUAAAUACACAUAUCUUUUUACCUUUCAACUCAAAAACUUUCAUCAGAUGAUGGCAAAUAAUUUAUUGCUUUGUCACCAAUGAUGUGAAUUUAUCUUUAGUUAAUACAAAAAAGUAGCUUGUUACAGCAGUGACUGUACAUACAAAUAAUAAAAAUGCCGUUCAUCUGUGUUGAAAAUCUAAAUAAUGACUAUCCUGUUUCAAAUCAAAUGUCCAGAAGCAUUCCUUAUGUCAUAUUGACAGCUGCCUUUUAAACAGACCGGGGUCAAAAUGGUGUUUCAUUUGUAUUUAUUUGUUGGUUUUUCUUCGAUUAAUUUUCUUGAGUAAUUGCAAAAUGUAAGAAAUUGUUUUAAGAGUGUCAUUGUCUCAAAGGUGCAAGUGUUGCUACAAAACAUUGUUUAGUGGGUGAGAUUUGCCUGUUACAAUUUUUUUAAAAUUUAAAUCAAUAGUUAGUUUAAAAAUUACAGGAUGCAAAUUACGAUUUAUUAUUGGAGUGACUACAGAUUUGAAUUUUAAAAAGGAAUCUAUGAUGUCUGAGAGCUCAGAGUGCUGUAACUUUAGAAAACAAGAGCAAAAAAGGAAAACAUUACAUUUUCACUGUUUAGUUCUGAUAUGUUUUCUCUAUUUAAUUGUUUUGUGUAAAUAAUUGAAAUUUCUCCAUUGGAUCACAUUGUCCAUCUUGUAUUUUUAUAUAAAAGUAAUACAGUGGCCUGAGCUCACUUGGACAUACACAGAGGUUACUGGUAAUAGCAUUUGAUUUUUCAGUUGUAUGAUAGUUUAAGAAAGAGAUAAAAAAGGAAAUUCCCCAUCAGGCAAUGUAACACACAGCAACUCAUUUAUUUAAUAGAUACACUCACAGAUUGUUGUCCUUUACAGAACUGGUUCUUGUAAGAAAACUGUUGUUUUCAUCUUUAACAUUUUACACCUGAAAGUUGUUAUUUAGUUUCUGCCUCUAUAUUUCACAUUUCUUUUUUUGCACAAAUCUUUCAAAGUGAGAGCAAGUUGUACAUUUGCCAUAUUUACUUGGUUUGCCUUGCCACAACUUUUCUCUAUCUUUAAGCCAUAGAAUAGCAACAAUGUAGCCUUUAUAUGAGCAAAGGGUUACAGAAUAUAUGGUUUAUGUAAUAUAUACAAAUGUAAGUUUUGAUCCAUCCACCAAAAGUCGUUUCUGGACAUAAUACAGUUAGUACACAUAUACUCUUUGGUUUUGUGUCAAAUGUGAAGCUGUAUCUGCGCAACAUGUCGUUGCUGUGACUCUUUCACUUGAUGAGCUUGUUAAGCCAUAAUACUCUUAUUGAGAUGGCCAUUAGAAUGAUAAACAGACAGCAAUUUAUUUCACUUAAUUGUUUGACAUCAAGUUUAUAACUAAAAAUAGUAUCGUAUAAUAGUACUAGUACUAUUAGUAUUGAUCUGUCCCAACUCAGAUAGUUUAAAAAUAAAGAUGGCUGACAUGUCCUCCCACUGAAAACAUGAAAACAAAAAUAACAUGGAUACGGGUGCUGCCAUCUGACACUGUUGACUUAAAUGGGAUGUCUGCGCAGUAAUGAUCAUUAUCAGUACUACACAGUAUCAAAGUCCACACUUGACGUUUCCUCUAAUUUUUAUAGCAUCAAUUUUUUAAGUAAAAAUGCCACAAAACACUUGAAUAUACACCAGUGUGAUGAGAGCUCCCUCAAAUACAGACAUCAUCUUUGGAAAACUAUUUAUUUAAUGUGUAUUCUGAAUUUAUGGUUUGGUCCAUGACCAAUCUUAUAACUUAAAAGGGGGUGGAGUUUAUGAUCUAUACUGUAGCAGGACACUAGGUGGCAAUCAAGAUAUUUUGGCAUGUCAUCCAUCUACCUAAACCUAACCCUAACAAGAGCAGUGAAAGAAGGGAAGUGUAUCACUAGGUAUGGAACACUCUUCAAGUGAAAAAUGACCAGUCUCUACUUUGGAUUUGCAGGAUCAGUUGCACAAUAUUUUUGUUUUGUUUUGACUAACAAUGUUAGCAUUUAUAUUUGUAACAAAACAAAGAUAAAGUGGGAAAUAAAGUGUACAUAACCACUGUUCAACACCCUGCUUUAUUUUGAUAAAAAGGAAAUAUUCUAUGUAUAAUUCUUUUUGAUGUGAAACUCUGUACUAUCAGUUUAGAACAGUUUUGAGGAUGGGUAAGUGGGCAUUAUACAGAAUUUGCAUGUUAUUGUUUAGCCUGUAUGAAGCACUAUUAUUUACAUUUGUUUUCAUCUUUUUUUCUUUAUAUUGGAAUGUUAGAUUAACUCGACGUUUGAUGAUUUUUUCUGGAUAGUCAAAAGAAAUCUGAUAGCCGAGUGACCUUUGUGCCGAUUUCUAUGCUACCACCACCUUGAAUUGAUAUGUGUAAGAUUGUUUUCCAUGAUUCAGUAUGACUUCCAACCACAGGUAAGGAAUUCAUUGCAGCCCACAUGCUGCAACCUACACCUGUUAUUUAAGUGUGGUGUCGCAAUGGAAUAAGGUAAUGAAAUUGUUUUGUGCUUUCCAAAAGAAUUUAUCUUUAUUUUUUAUAAUCCAAACAAUGGCAGCUGUUGUUACUGAUUGCCGAACAGAUUCACUGCUAAAUACAAUUAAAGUAUUUCAGCAAUUUGUCACUGACUCAGAAUAAAGAAACCAAAUUGCAAUGCAA
Messenger RNA from Hippoglossus stenolepis (Pacific halibut), 6300 nucleotides. It is a transcript of the gene col13a1, whose product is annotated as collagen, type XIII, alpha 1. The transcript is spliced from 44 exons. Bases 426 to 2717 code for a protein of 763 amino acids. The record is from RefSeq and is a predicted model, not a curated record. Lineage: Eukaryota; Metazoa; Chordata; Actinopteri; Pleuronectiformes; Pleuronectidae.